Molecule: messenger RNA, 1333 nt
Organism: Erythranthe guttata (spotted monkey flower)
Lineage: Eukaryota; Viridiplantae; Streptophyta; Magnoliopsida; Lamiales; Phrymaceae
Product: transcription factor MYB36
Source: RefSeq, a predicted model, not a curated record
GAAAAGAAAAGAUGGGGAGAGCGCCAUGCUGUGACAAAGCAAACGUGAAGAAGGGGCCAUGGUCAACUGAAGAAGAUGCUAAACUCAAAUCUUAUAUUGACACUUAUGGAACUGGUGGCAACUGGAUUGCUCUUCCCCAGAAAAUAGGGCUGAAGAGAUGUGGGAAGAGUUGCAGAUUGAGAUGGCUGAAUUACUUGAGGCCUAAUCUUAAACAUGGUGGAUUUACUGAUGAAGAAGACAACAUUAUUUGCAGCCUCUACAUUAGUAUAGGCAGCAGGUGGUCGAUAAUCGCGGCGCAGCUUCCGGGAAGAACGGACAACGACAUCAAGAACUACUGGAACACUAGGCUGAAGAAGAAACUCCUCGGCAGGCGAAAACAAUCCAACAACAACAACACAAUCAACAAUAAUCGAGCGUCGAACAUUAAUAAUAACUCGAUCCACAACCAGCCGAAAGACAACAACCACGUCGCAAAUUACGACGAUCAUAGUUUGCCGAAUUAUCUCAUGAGCAGCUCAGCCAUUGAAAGGUUACAGCUCCACAUGCACCUACAAAACGACAACGACCCGUUUUCGUCGUACAAUAACCGAUCCCUCUGGCCGAAACUCAGUCCCCUCCAACAGCGAAUGAUCAACGAAACCCUAAAUUCCAUCAACCACAAUCAAAACAACAUUCUCAUGCAGCAACAAAUUAACAGCUUGAUCUUUCCUCUGAAUAAAGAAACGAAUAUCGGUGUUAGUAUUCAAGAAUCGGGUACCGUGGGCCCUGCGGAUGGUGGAAUAGUUCAUCGGGGUUUCUGUGAAAGUGAUCGAGUUGACGAUGAUUUGAUCAACAACAACAACAACAACAAAUCAACUUCUGGAUUUUUUCAGACAGGGAAUUAUUAUUAUAAUAGUAAUAAUAAUAAUAAUAGUAUCCAGGUGGCGGCUGAUCAUCAGUUUGAUUGUUUUAAGGAUGAAAUGGAUGGGUUGAUCAAGGGAGAGAAUGCCGUUGCGUGGACGUGGCCGGGUGAGUUUGAUGUGAACUCGACAUCGUCGAAUUCGUGGGAAGAUUCGUCGUCUGCGGCAACUAUGAUUCAUCAUCAGUCUGAAGGAAUUUAUGAUCAGGAUUUUGGUAAUAUGGGAUAUAUAUAGCAGUUCAUGCAGUACUAUCUUUAAUUAGGGUUUCAAAUUUGUUAUUAGUCAAUUCAUAAAAGAGGGUGGGAUAUAUAUAUUUGUGGAGAAGAGAAUAAUUGUGUUUGUAAAUUGUGUGAAUAAUGUUUAUGUACUUUACUUUUUUAAUUAUCUUGUAAGAAAAUUUGUAGCUACAUGGAUUAAAUUUUAACUAAAUGUUU